Molecule: messenger RNA, 1990 nt
Organism: Meloidogyne enterolobii
Lineage: Eukaryota; Metazoa; Nematoda; Chromadorea; Rhabditida; Meloidogynidae
Source: the annotation of a GenBank genome assembly
UUUAGUAAUGACAAAGUUACAACAUCCAGCUGUUGAGGGUCUUGCUGUUGGUUUAGAUCGUGGUCAUCCUGUGACUAAAAAUGUUCGCAAGCCACGUCAAUCUCGUAAAAAAGGACGCAUUACGAAGAAGACUCGAAUUGUUCGUGAAGUUGUUCGCGAGGUUGUUGGUUUUUCACCUUAUGAGCGUCGGACUAUGGAAUUGCUUCGUAUCAGUAAGGACAAGAAGGCUUUGAAGUUUUUGAAGAAGCGAAUUGGGCAACAUGUCCGUGCAAAGAGAAAGCGUGAUGAGAUUCAACGAAUCCUUGUUGAGAUGAGAAAGCACCAUAAAAUGGCUUCUGUUGAAUUGAGCAAAGCAGAUCGUGAAGCUAAAGCCCAGAUAAAAAUUGGAAACUAUAUUUUGAAGGAAACUCUUGGUGUUGGCACUUUUGGAAAAGUUAAAGUUGGAAUUCAUGAAGCGACUGGAUAUAAAGUUGCUGUUAAAAUUCUCAACCGCCAAAAAAUUAUGACUCUUGACGUUGUUGGCAAAAUUCGACGUGAAAUACAAAAUCUUUCGCUGUUUCGCCAUCCUCACAUUAUAAAACUUUAUCAAGUAAUUAGCACUCCUACAGAUAUUUUUAUGGUUAUGGAGUACGUUUCUGGUGGUGAACUUUUUGACUAUAUUGUUAAGCAUGGGAGAAUGUCUGGUGUGGAUUAUUGUCACCGACACAUGGUAGUUCAUCGUGAUUUAAAGCCAGAAAAUUUACUUUUGGAUGAGCGAAAUAAUGUGAAAAUUGCUGAUUUUGGACUUUCUAAUAUAAUGACUGAUGGAGAUUUUUUGAGAACCUCUUGUGGCUCUCCUAACUAUGCGGCACCAGAAGUAAUUAGCGGAAAAUUAUAUGCUGGCCCAGAGGUUGAUGUUUGGUCUUGCGGUGUUAUUUUAUAUGCUCUUCUUUGUGGAACAUUGCCUUUUGACGAUGAACAUGUUCCGACACUUUUUAGGAAAAUUAAAUCUGGUAUCUUCCCAAUCCCCGACUAUUUGGAGAAAACCGUUGUAAAUCUUCUUUUACAUAUGCUACAAGUGGAUCCCAUGAAAAGAGCAACAAUUAAAGAUGCAAUUAAUCAUGAAUGGUUUCGUAUAGAUUUACCUGCUUAUUUAUUCCCGCCAAUUAAUGAAAGUGAAGCUAGCAUUGUAGAUAUUGAUGCUGUUAGUGAAGUUUGUUAUCGUUAUAAUGUUAGCGAAGAUGACGUAACUUCCGCUUUGUUGUCAGAUGACCCUCACCAUCAUUUAAGUAUUGCUUAUAGUCUAAUUGUGGAUAACAAACGGAUUGCUGAUGAAACUGCAAAGUUAUCAGUAGAAGAAUUUUAUAAUAUUCAACCAACUGCUCGUCUCCAUCAAUCUGACCAAUUACCUCAAAGACAUCCUGAACGUAUGCAAAAUGCUGGUAAAAUAACUCCAACACUUGGCCAUACAUCUGAUACUUCUGUCAGCCAACAACAACAGCAACAACCUGUACAAAAAUCGCCUCAUAUGAAAAGAGCAAAAUGGCAUUUGGGUAUUCGUUCACAAAGCCGACCUGAUGAUAUAAUGUAUGAAGUCUUCCGUGCAAUGAAAUUCUUAGAUUUUGAAUGGAAAAUGCUUAAUGCCUAUCACGUUGUUGUUCGACGUCGACCAAAAGAUGAGAAUCAGGAAAUGAUGUUGCCAAAAAUGAGUCUUCAACUUUAUCAAGUAGAUCAACGUAGCUACUUGCUUGACUUUAAAAAUUUGGUUGAUGAUGAAUCUAUCUUUGGUUAUGAUGGAAGUGCUGGCUCUUCACGACAUGCUUCUGUCUCCACACCUGUUCGACCUUCAAUGAGAACUAAUAGAGCUCAGUCGUUGCCUAUGCUUAUCGAAGUUGGUCAGCCGCCUGCCCAAGUACCAAGUCCAAACGAGAUGGCACCAGAGACUCGCCAGUCGCAGACAAUGCAAUUCUUUGAAAUGUGUUCUGCUUUGAUAGGUGCGUUGGCUCGUUAG